This is a messenger RNA of Lytechinus pictus (painted urchin), 5252 nucleotides long. RefSeq lists its product as uncharacterized. Lineage: Eukaryota; Metazoa; Echinodermata; Echinoidea; Temnopleuroida; Toxopneustidae. Bases 1 to 2700 code for a protein of 899 amino acids. Gene Ontology annotation, molecular function: protein binding. The transcript has 5 exons. The record is from RefSeq and is a predicted model, not a curated record. Gene Ontology annotation, biological process: signal transduction.
AUGGCGGAGACGAAAAACGGAAAUGACGUCGGACGUGGCGUCACUGACAAAGACAUUUUGGAUAUUUCUGGGACAAUUCCCUACGGUCACCUCUGCAACCUCGGAGAUAAACUGGGAAUUAGUGUGACCGAAGUACAGAAUCUGAAGAAACAGUAUCGAGAUGAUACGAAAGAGAUUGCCGUGGUUAUGCUUCAGAAAUGGAGAAUGAGGGAGCCGUCCGGUGAGCCAACUAUAAAGGUUGUAAAAGAGAUGAUGAGUACUGUAACCGGGACUACAAAGGACAUCUCUGAAAGUGAUGAGCUAAAACGAAUUACCCCAAAGUUAUCGCUCAAGAGAUGCAGAGAAAGACUCAUCGAUCAUUACAGGAAAACAUGUAAAAUAGCACUCAAUCCUUGGGACAAGACUAACUAUACUGGCUAUGAUGAUCUUCACACAAGUAUUAGCCUUCUAGUAUCAGAAAGGGGUCAGAGAGGUGGUGACGAGGUCAAGAAAGUAUUCCUUCCUGGUUCCAUCAAUGAUAUCUUCAAGACCGAGGUCGACGGGUCACUUCCAAACCGCAUUCUGAUGAUAGGUGGUGCUGGAAUUGGUAAGACAACAUCUUUGGCGAAACUUGCUUGCGAUUGGGCAAAUGGAGCUGAAGACUCACCUCUUAAAGACGUGCCACUUGUGUUCGCUUUAAAAUUCAGGAGGAGUGGUAAGCAUACGUCGCUUGGAGAAGCUAUUGUAAAGCAGCUCCUGGGGAGAAUAGAGGGCGUCACUCCUCAAGAAAUUGAGAAGUUUAUUGAUGAGAAUGAGGAAGAUUGCGUUAUUCUCCUUGACGGUUACGACGAAUACAAUGGAUCAAUAACAUCUGACGGACCAAAGAGUAGUCUGGAGGAGUUACUUCUAUAUCAGCGCUUUCAGAAAUGCCGUGUUCUACUCUCAUGUCGCCCACAUCGCCAAGAAGAUUUUGAUAUUGAUGAACUUCCGUUUGUGUACGCAAAGGUAGAAAUACAAGGGUUUUCAGAGGAGGACUCUGAUAACUAUAUAGAUCGAUUCUUUAGCAGUAAGGUGGCAGAUGCAACGGGACUGAAGAACUAUCUAAAGGAACAAGUCUCAAUUGGAUCUUUGAGUAAUAUACCCUUUUUCUGCAUGGCGUUUUGUGUUCUCUGGAAGGGGCAAUUUCUACAAGAUACUAAAUCACAAACGGCUUUGUUCAGUAGGUUGUUGAAAUACCUUCUUGAGCAUGCCCGAUCGAAGAGUUGUGUCGGUUUUGAAAGUUUGGUCGCUAAACCUAAGAAAGGGUUCCUUAAAUCAGUUGUGUCUCAAGUCGGAAGAGUCGCCCUGAACAGUCUACUUAGCGACAGCAGAAAACUGUUAUUCGAUCAAGAAGAUUUUGACGAUUGCCUUCAUGAACUUGAUAUAGCAGUUGAGAUUGGUUUAGUCUCUAAACAAGCAGUGAUAGAAGAAUCUAGUGAUUGGGACGAAGCAGAGACGGUUUUCGUUGAAUUCUACCACAAACUGGCGCAUGAACACUGUGCAGGUUUAUAUCUGUCAACUCUUGAUCAAGAUAAAUUGCUAGGAAUACUCCAAUGUAUCACCACAGAAUCAAGGGUACUUGACCUUGAAAAUGUGUUGAAAUUCGCUGCAGGUUCUUCUGACGAAGUAUGCUUAACUAUUUUGAAGGGGUUCGAAACAAUCUCUUGGUCAUCACCACUACCCCACUUGCACGCAAUAGGAGAAAGAAGUCAACACCAUCGCCUUGUUUUCGAUAUUCUCUGCGAAUCUACUGAAAAACUGACCGAACAGCAGUUGACGUCCACAAUUCUGCCGUAUUUCAAGGAUGGAGAAUUUCAUUUUGUGGAAACUAGUUCGUCUAGAACAGUGUAUGGAUUCGCACGAAUACCUCUUUCAAUCAAGGCACAGAUCAAGACUAUGGUGAUUUCCUACUGCGAACUCAGUGACCAUCAAGUGCAUCUCCUUUGGAAGUCCCUCACUCUAUGCAAGUCCCUGGAAAAGUUGGACCUGAAAGGAUGUCAUCUCCCAAUCGAUGACACACUUGACAAACUCUGCUGCGUAAGACGCCUUGAUAUGAUGGGAGUCACAACAGAUCACCACACCCUACUCGCUAGUCUACCUAACGUCGAGGAGAUUCGCAUAUCAAACGAUCAUCGUACACGAUCAGACAGUUUCAUGAAGGAAAUAGUUGAUGGCCUACUGAAGACCAACGGCAGACAAACUGUUGUUGAGCUGUCUCCCAUGUAUGGAUUCACAAUCUUCUCCAGAUCAACAUGCAUCUCUUCCGAAACAGUGAGCUUCUUCAUCAAGCACACAAUCCCACAUAUGACGGCUCCCGGAGCUCUUGUCUUGGAAGUCCCAAUUCAGUAUGAUGAUAUGAUCAGGAUCAUCGUAGAAAGCAUCCGUAGACCAACUAUUAUCAAAUUGAGAUUCUUCAUAGAUGUUGAAAGCCCUCUGUGUUCUGCAAACCAUGAUGAAGAUCAUCCCGAUGACGAUCUUGCUCCACACGGCAUCCGUGUGACUGAGAAAAAGUUUUUGAGGAAUGACUUCACCGCUUGGAGUGAACAUUACCGCGACCUCUCCACCGAAAACACAAGAGAUCUCUUCUGGGUGUAUGUAGCUGCACUGAAUUCCGAUCCAAAGACGUAUGGAGAUAGCAGCUUCGAGCAUAUGCUACUAGCACUUCAACGACCAAGGAUAUAAAUCCGUCAGGUUUCGGUCUUAUUAUCCCGACCUUUCGUUGGAGAACGCGAACGCUUAUUUACGUUAGUUGAUUUUGGAAGAGACUUUUGGGCCCGUCGUCAUGGUCGUUAAACUCUGUCCUGUAAUGCCAAUUGUGUGACAUGAGAUUUUUUUUUCGUUUCGCAUCUGCAACGGAAACAUUCAAUAUGCGUUUCGUGUGCAAAAUUCCGGUUGCUACUAUGGUAACAGCGAUAUAUCCGUUCUAGGACGACUUUCCAGAGCCACAUUUGGUUCCUCCCAGAGCUCGAGAGGCCGCCCGGGGGGCCCACUUCCAUUGAAGAGUGGAUACCGGGCGCGACCACGCGUAAAAGGGGACAGAGUGGGCAAGUACGUUGCGUAUAGGCACCCGAUGUUUAAAAUACUGCAAAAAAGUGAUAUAUUUCCAAUACUUGUAGGGUUUCACAAGCCAAAUACUUGUUAAGAGAUGCAUUUUCAUAAUCUGGAAAAGCCUUGCUUCCCUUGUUUAGGGUGCUUUUCGAAACCGCAUGGUCGUGCCUGGUAUCCACUCAUCAAUGAAAGUGGUCCCCCGGGAAUUUGAAUCUAAUCCCCCAUUUCUGGAGAAAGUAAAACAUAAUGCCCAUUACAUUGUGUGCUAGAGGCAUAUCGUUGGGGAAGGAGUAAACAAAAGAAAAAACCCCGCAAAUUCGGCUGGUACGUGUUCAGACGUAAACAUGCUGUGUACAUAAUCAACGCAUACGAAAUGGUUUCGGCUGGAGCGGUGAUCUGACCCAUGGAAUCAAUUGCCAGAGAUCCACCAAUAAUCCACAUUAAAUGCAAUAUCGAUUCGAUGGACUGUAAUGAUCUAUAUCUAAGCCUUAAUUCAGUAAGUUUUUCCUCACUCAAUUUGUUCUCGAUUUGUUUGAAAAACCACUUUCUUAUCCAUGUCAUAAUCUAUUGUGGGCCCUGCAUUUCGAAUAUCUCCAGCCAGCUAUCAUAGUAGAGGCUCACCGCCGGCUCAGCGGCAUAUACGAUGAUGACCAUCAGUCGUAAUGUACAUGCAUGUAUAGUUCGGGUGUCGCGGGAAAGAAUUUUGCACACGAAAAGCAGAUCUGUAGGGCCUGUAACCCCCCUGUAACACAAAGCUUAGCAUUGAUUGUAGAGCAGUUUUCUACGUUUGAUUCUAUUGACUAUAAUGUACAAUCAAUAUUAAAAAUCAAGUUUAUGAUUAAGCGUUAACUUUUGUAUUAGGGGACCCUAAUAUUAGCGUCUGUGAUGAUUGCGAUAGGUGGCUAAUGACUCGGCAACGGGAGAAGGAACGACACAUUACUCGUUUUCAUUUUCUUUAAAUUUAUUUUGCGUUUCUUGAAUCAUAUAUACUUUGAUCUGAACAUAUGCGAGUAAUAUGAUUCGAGUAUAAUACACAUUAACGUGUUUUAAGGAGAUACAUUUCUAAAGAAGUGCCUGUUGCGAUGACUGGAAACAAUAUACAAGGGUACAGACAUGCUGAAAAGUGAAACUUCACUGUGUGAAACCGUUUUUCCUUCAUAAAAACCUGGACAGUAAUGAUUAAGGAUUUAAAGAAAUGUAACACUAAUAUCAGGUGCAAUAUAUGAAUCGAUUCAAGUUUUUAAAGGCUUACUAUUAACCGAGGAAGGUUUAUAUGACAUGUAGUAAUUCCGGGUCAGAACGGCCUGGAUUUUUUUGGGUAAAUGUUCAUGUUAUAUCAUAAUUCAUGAAUGCUGUAAAGUGACAAUUUUAGCAAGUGCUGCUGGUCUGUAUAACUAUAUAGGAUCUAUGUAUCUUCCAAUAAAGGAAAAUAAAAUAGAUAAGCAUAGUAAUUACAAUUUUUCGUAUUAAGUAGUUUUUAUUGACAACUUCAAUUCAUAUACAAAAUAAAAUACAUAUAACAUAUAGAAGUUUGAUGUCCUUACAAAUUGAUAAAUAACUUGACAACUCAUGAAUUUAACACCGCACCAAUGAUAACAAUUAUCGAUACUAUACAAAUAUCAGUAUCAUAUUUAUGAUAUUGUUACAUUCCAUUCAAAAUUACUUGUAUUGAAUCAUGUGUAACACCUUGUUUUGCCUUGUGUUAUGUUUCUUUCCCUCAAAUGUUCCUCAAAUUGUAUGUAUAUUUUGUAUGUAUUGUAUUACAUUGUAUUUUGUCUUAAGCAGAAUAUUUGCAGAUGCCAAUGAUGUUCCGCUAAAUUCAAUACAUUUCAUUCAUGUUGAAUGGCCCUGCCCAGGGGCCUAAUGUGCAAAAAAUAAGUAUGAGGUGAUAUGGCAUAUAUUGCAUAAAAUUUAUACAAAGUUAGGAGCGAGCGAGCAAAUAUUUUGAUAUUUUAUUACCAAAAAAAAAAUCAAAUUUUUUGAAAGACUGUCAUAAUAUUCAGAAAAUAAUAUCAAAUUUCACACUUCUCUUUUUUUUCUUGGUCGUGAAGAAAUUGGGGAGAGUGCAAGAGCCUCCGCCCCCCCCCCCCCAUCUCUACGCUACUGGCCCUGCCUAACUAAUUCCAUUGUUCCGGGCCUCCACACGUUUAUAUAUUAUUCAAUAAAUGAUACUGUAAAGUAAUAUG